Olea europaea var. sylvestris is the source of this 1853-nucleotide messenger RNA. RefSeq names its product signal peptide peptidase-like 3. Gene Ontology annotation, molecular function: aspartic endopeptidase activity, intramembrane cleaving. NCBI's taxonomy places the organism in Eukaryota, Viridiplantae, Streptophyta, Magnoliopsida, Lamiales, Oleaceae. The transcript has 11 exons. Gene Ontology annotation, cellular component: lysosomal membrane; Golgi-associated vesicle membrane; cytoplasmic side of endoplasmic reticulum membrane. Gene Ontology annotation, biological process: membrane protein proteolysis. Bases 215 to 1510 code for a protein of 431 amino acids. The record is from RefSeq and is a predicted model, not a curated record.
CAAACAAUGACCCCUUACUUGCACCAACGAAUCACAACGUGCACCAUCUCCUUCCCCAUUCCCAUUUGUCCCCAAAUCUGAUCACAGCUUACAACCUCAUUUUAGAUUUUUUUUGAAAACACGUAUUAGUUGAUCAUACAUCCAGCGAUGAACUAAAAUCAACCGUUAGGAAAGGGGAUUCGGUUGAUUAGUUUCAGUAUAUCAAUCAUUAGGCAUGGCUUCAUCUUCAUAUCAAUCUUCUCUGGGAUUAGUAGUUAUAUUUCAGUUGGGAUUAUUACUUGUUCCCCAUUCACCAAUUGCCGCUGGGGAUGACGUUUCACGCGCUGCUCCAAGUGGUUCUUCUAGCUACUGCAGCAACCCCUAUCGAUUGGUCAAGGUCAAAAGCUGGGUGAAUGGAGAUGAAGGGAAAUCAAUAAGUGGGAUGAGCGCAGCAUUUGGUCAGAUAUUGCCCACAAACCCUAAAGAAGGCCACAUAUUACCAGCUACUUUUUCGAAUCCUUUAAAUGGCUGUUCAACUUCAUCUUCAAAGUUAUCCGGCUCUAUUGCAUUGGCAAUGCGUGGUGAAUGUGAUUUUAUAACCAAGGCUAAAGCUGCACAAGCUGGAGGAGCAUCAGGAUUGCUGGUGAUAAAUGAUGACGAAGAUCUUGUGGAGAUGGGUUGUCCUGAAAAUGAUACUGCUUUGAACAUUACAAUUCCUGUUGUGAUGGUCUCCAAGUCAGGAGGAGAGGAAAUAAACAAAUCAAUGGCUGGUGGAGAGAAAGUUGAACUACUGUUAUAUUCUCCAAAUCGUCCAGUUGUGGACUACUCAGUGAUAUUCUUGUGGUUGAUGGCGGUUGGGACAAUAGUGUGUGCAACACUUUGGUCAGAAUUUACUGGAUCGGGUCAAAGUGAUGAGCGUUAUGAUGAAUUGUCACCAAAGGUUCGACAAACUAAACCAUUUGGUCCAUUUCUUAUAUGUUGUCAGGGUAUCUGUUUGAUGAUUACUGUCCUUCAAUUGGCUCAAUUACCAAACAUUAAGGUUGCUACAGUACUUCUAUGCUGUGCUUUUCUCUACGACAUCUUUUGGGUUUUCCUAUCACCGUUGAUAUUCCAUGAUAGCGUCAUGAUUGCGGUUGCUUCAGGCAACAAAAGUGGUGGUGAAUCCAUCCCAAUGCUUUUGCGAGUUCCUAGGAUUUUUGAUCCAUGGGGUGGUUAUGAUAUGAUAGGCUUCGGGGAUAUUCUAUUCCCUGGUUUGCUAGUUUCUUUUGCUUUCAGAUUCGACAAAGCUAAGAAGAAGGGGCUAGUAAAUGGAUAUUUCCUUUGGUUGACAGUUGGCUAUGGAAUUGGCCUCUUGUUUACUUACUUAGGCUUGUAUUUAAUGGAUGGACAUGGUCAACCUGCUCUCCUCUACCUUGUUCCAUGUACCUUGGGACUCUGUAUCAUAUUGGGGUUGGUAAGAGGUGAGCUAAAACAACUUUGGAGUUACGGCAUUGAGUCAACACAACCCACUGUACCUUCUGAGGAAGCUUGAUGCAUUAUGUUCACUAGAAGAAUUCUAAUUACAAUGAUGGGCUAUCUAUGUACAAGUUUGUCCUAUGAUGGUAUACAAUUAAGCUUUGUAGAUCAAUACAGGUGAGAACUGAAAUCAUAAACAGCAUUCAUCUCCAUUUAAAGGUAGUUCACCCAUGUUACGUUUACGUGCAUCUAUAUUUUUGUUUGCCCUUUUGAUUUAUUCACCAUAUUAUACUUGUUGUUGCUGCUUUUUUAUGAGAAAUAUUGUUACAUAAUCAGCAUUGUAAUGAUCCUUGUGACAAAGGUUGUCUGGUUCACAGAUUCUAGAUAAUCUUAGCUAAUGAAGCCAAGGUUCUAGGAAA